UCUGAGCUCCGGCAGAAACGCGCAAAGAUGCUUUGAAAGCAACACUGCAGCAUCUCCGAGUCAGAGCCUACAAAAAACAUCGCAUCUCCUUCAAGCGCUCGUUCAGCGCUUCAACCCCAUCCAGCACUAUCUACAGGGUUUGUUCACCUGCAUGCAGGAUCCUCUGUUUUUUUCUUUCGCCUCUUGUACAUUUCCCGUUGCUAUUUAUUUUCCGCGCGCAUCUUCCCAGUUUUCAGCAGUGAAUCUUUUGAGCUGUUCCGACCACUGAGGUCAUAUAUUGUUUUCAGCAGGAGAGCGCCAUCGCAAGCCACGAGUGGGGACGUUUCCCACAUCACUUGUUAUUAAUAUCAGUACAGCCUGAGCCACUGGAUAUCAUUCCGUAUCUAAGCUGCUACGGAGGAUCGACGCACCCCAAACAUUCAUAUAAUCGUGGUUUCACAUUUAGAAACAACUUAUUUGCGUAUCGCGUCCAGGGAAAACAAGACCGAGCCUAAAGCUUCUUUAUAAAAAAUGAUGGCCGGUGGGGCAGUGCAGCAAAACGGGAUUUUCUCCAAUCCGCAUCAUCACAAUCAACAGCCGCACAUGGAGUCUGAUCCCCCCGAUUCCCGCAAAAGACCCCUGGAGACCCCAACGGAGGCCAGCAGCACCAAACGCACAAACACAGGAGAGAGAUGCAACCAACCGGCCAUCCAUGAUCCACCAUUUUCAUCAGAUUUUGUCGGAUUUCACGAGGAAGGCGAAUAUUUCUUAAAGGUGCUGAUUCCAAGCUACGCCGCAGGCUCCAUAAUUGGCAAGGGUGGUCAGACUAUUGUCCAGCUACAGAAAGAAACAGGGGCCACCAUCAAGCUGUCCAAAUCCAAAGACUUCUACCCGGGAACAACAGAGCGCGUCUGCUUGAUCCAGGGCACUGUAGAGGCGCUGAACAGUGUCCAUGACUUCAUCGCAGAGAAGGUGCGAGAGAUGCCGCAGAGCGCUCAGAAAACAGAGCCAGUUAGCAUACUUCAGCCACAGACCACCGUCAACCCUGACCGUGUCAAACAGGCCAAGCUCAUAGUGCCCAACAGCACAGCAGGGCUGAUCAUCGGCAAGGGCGGAGCCACGGUGAAGGCCGUCAUGGAGCAGUCUGGUGCCUGGGUCCAGCUCUCACAGAAACCUGAAGGCAUCAACCUGCAGGAGCGCGUCGUCACCAUCAGCGGGGAGCCCGAGCAGAACCGCAAGGCCGUGGAGAUCAUUGUGCAGAAGAUCCAGGAGGAUCCGCAGAGCAGCAGCUGUCUGAACAUCAGUUAUUCCAACAUCUCUGGCCCUGUGGCUAACUCCAAUCCUACCGGCUCCCCAUAUGCCAACUCGGCAGAGGUAAUGCCGGCUGCUGCCGCGGCGGCGGCAGCCACAGCCUCCAGUCUCCUGGGGCAGGCCAGUCUGGCGGGAGUGGGGGCCUUCCCCACCACCAUGUCCAGCUUCUCAGGGAACGACCUGCUGGCUAUCACAUCUGCACUGAACACGUUGGCAAGCUACGGAUACAAUACCAACUCCCUGGGCCUGGGGCUCAACCCUGCGGCUGCCUCAGGAGUUCUCGCUGCUGUGGCCGCAAGCGCUAACCCUGCCGCAGCUGCGGCCGCCAACCUGCUAGCCUCCUACGCCAACGACGCAACCACCAGCUCCGGUCACCCCGCGACCAGCCUAGGAGGAUUCACACUAGGCUCACUCGCUGCCGCCACCGGAGCCACCAACGGUUACCUGAGCGCUGCUUCCCCGCUGAUGGCGAGUUCACUACUGGCCACCGAGAAGCUAAACGAGGGGGCCAAAGAUGUGGUGGAGAUUGCGGUGCCGGAGAACUUGGUGGGUGCCAUUUUGGGGAAGGGAGGCAAAACACUUGUGGAGUACCAAGAACUGACGGGAGCCCGCAUCCAGAUCUCUAAAAAGGGAGAGUUUGUUCCUGGCACCAGAAACCGUAAAGUUACCAUUACCGGAUCGCCAGCCGCCACACAGGCAGCCCAAUAUCUUAUCAGCCAGCGAAUCACAUACGAGCAGGGUGUGAGGGCCACCAAUCCGCAGAAGGUGGGCUAAAAACAGGGAGUAUGAAAAAAGGAGAGAAAAAGAGUGGGGGAUGGGGAAGAUACAGAGAAAGAUGGAGGGGCGUGAAUAUCAACGAAAAUCAGCCACAUUCUUUGUGGGAAAAAUCUCAGUAUUAAAAAAAUAAGAUGGAAAAAAUUCCACUCAAAGUGGAAAAUUUGAAAGAAAAAUGUGUAAAAUGUAAAUAUGGGUUUAAUGCUUAUGUUCUGGAUUUUUAUUGGUUGAUUUUGUUUUGUUUUUGAUUUGUUUUAUUUUGUGCAUUUUCUGGACAGCAGUGAAUGGCAUUUCAACCUGGCAUGCUGCCGCGCUGCAGUUCCCAGCAGGUGGGCAAGGUGGUCGGAUGGGGGACAAUGGGGUGGAGCAAUCCGAGGAAUCAGCCCCUUCCCCACCCCCAUCCCCUCCUAGCUGACAGAUUUUUGUUCUUUAAUUUUUUUGUCCUUAGUUUAACUCCCAACCUUUCGCCUAUGCUUUCUCUUUAAGAGGGCCUGAGACUGAUUAUAUAUCUCCCCCAGUCUGUGACACCCCAUACCCCACCCCAGCCCCAAUCGCCCCAGCCCUCCCAAUCCCAGCCGACCCAACACUGCUCCGCACCGGGCAGGAUAGGGCGGGGGAUGUGAGGCUGCUGCAGGGUCUCUCAGCGCCACUAGACAUUGACCUGAGGUUCCAGUUGGACCAGGUGCAUGCCACCACAGAUAUUGUUAGCAUAAGGGAAGCUUGUAGAUAAUUUUGCGGACAUAGGCCAGGACGCAAAACACACCUGAAUCUUUCGUACCAUAGCUCCUAGAAAUUGUGGCAUUUGUCAAUGAGAUUCGAGAUCUGGUGUUUAUACAAACACUAUUAUCAUUACUAUUAUUAUUAUUAUUACUACAAAUUAUCAUCACUAUCAACCUUAUUUAUUAAUAUGAUUUCACCCAUAAGGACUGAAGUAUUUUCUUUUGUUUUUCUUAAUCUGUAAAUUCAGGUUGACAUGAAUGUAAAGACAAUAUUUUGGAUUUAGUUUUUUAUUUAAGUAGAUUGAAUCGUGUGUCCAUGUAAUAUAUGUCUUAUUUAACGUCCAGUGAUAACUGCACCGUUGGCACCAACAGAGAGAAUAGGGGGCAGAUGUACUGUACAGUGAUAUUAACACAAAAAACACACACCCUCAGCAAACUAUUACCUGACUUAAAUACUGAAAAUGCAACUAAACAUACACAGACUUGAAGUCACAAGUGGGAGUAGACAAUUUAUACACAUAUCUACCGAAUGAGAAUGUAGGUCUUUGCACAAGUCCAAGGGAGUGUAUCAGAAUACGACUUUACAUGAAAGCCAAUCCCUUUCUGUAACGUCCCAAAACAUAUACCCCUAUUUACUCUAUGCUGCCCCUCUGCAGCGCGAGAGAUUGUGCACUUUGAGCCGCUGCAGUCGAGUAUCUGCGCAAAUCAGCUGGAAAAUUUGCAAAGAUAUUCCAUAUCAAAUCAAAAAUUGGCCCUCAGAGCUCUGAGGCGUUUCAUGAACACAUACUACUGAAAGACUAAGAACAAAUUCUGAUCUGCACAGGCUGCUUAGUAACAUGGUCCUCUCUGGAGAUCCCAGGUUGUGUUUUCUAUAGUGGCUGUACGUCCUGAGUCACCAGUAAAUCUUAUUCUAUAAUGGGCUACCCAUGUGAAGAUCUUCCUGUGCAGAUCUGAGCUACCCAUGUGCGAUGUAUGUGCUGCUAGGUCCUGUUUCCUUUUUUGUUUUGAAUCGGAGUACACUGAAUUUUGUCUUAAUGCACUGUGAAGUGUGGAGGCCGUGAUGGAAGGCCAAAAAAAGUCAGGGUUUCUCGUUUCAUCGUUAUCGCAUCGAAGCAUCAUCAUGAUGGAAUGUACUCAUGUGGAACGUCUCAUAUUUAUAACAACCUCCGUGGAGUCAAGGUAUCGCUUACCAUAGGGUGGAAAGGAAGCCUGGAUGGUUUGUUAGGUUGAGGUCAGAACCUUCAGACCAGUUCGUCUUUGGGCAUCAUGUUGCAGUAUCCAACCUUAACUUUCCAAGCGUGCACUAACUAACCACCAGCUGACCGUGUAUAUUUAUCGUGAAGGGGCAGAGGAUGGUAUAUUCUGUACGCUUAAACUUUAGGUGCCCUCCAAAACUAUUCUGUGUCUAAACAACUGUUAUUGAUUCUUUACCGGCUGGAAUGAGCUGAAAAAUACCAAACUGCUCUUUAUUAUGGAAACCAUAAGACUUAAGCACCGAGAGCAUUUCCCAAAGAAUAAUUAGACCACAGAAAAACACAGAGUUUGUGCUCUCUCUCCCCAAAUGACUAAAGUUAUGAUUCUUUCCUCUCCUUUGCUAUUGGAGCACCAGGGAGAGUAAAUCUGAACCGAUUGGUAAGGAGGCUUCUUUAUUCUCAUCUAAAAACCAUCACCUCCCCUCACCUCUUCUCAACACCCUUUUUUUACCUUCGUGCACCCCCAUUCUGACACAUCAACCCAGAGACCCCCUUUUCUCUCACAUCUCUCCAUGGGUGGCAAUGUCUGGUGUAAAAGUGCAUGUCUGCUUGCCCUUUCAUGGAACAAUGAUGGUGCGAAGGGAAGAAGCGCCUUCAGAGUAGAACUAGAAGCUUGCAGUAGAUCAUGAUCGCACACAUCACACCUUCAAAAAGGGACUUAUUACAAGCCAUUCAUGUGUUUGUAUGGUGUGCAUGUGUGUGAAUAUGCGUGUAAAGGUGAUAGGUUUGGAUAGAUAUGAAUGUGUCUAGCAGUUGUGCCCAAGGUGAGGGGAUCUAACAAGCGACUGAAACAGCAAAGACUCAAGGUACUCUACUAUAAGAUUUUUGCAUUGUUUUUUUUUUUUUUUUAGGUGCAAUUUUCAAACAGUAGGAUGUAAUAGUUCAGAUUUGAAGAUCAAAACGAGGAAGUGAUGGCAAUCAUGCCAAAAACGCCUCCGCAUUUUAGAGUGCAUCUAUGUAUUUGGUUUUACCCAUGAUGCAGUACUUCAUCAGACACUUCAGAGCUUGAACGAGUCUCAGUAGAUCCCCCAGAUAAUUUUUUUAUAAAAAAAAAAAAAAACAUUAAAAAAAAAUUGCCGUUCUUAGACACAUAAAAAACAAGAUAUUAACAAGAUAUUACUGUGAGAAUUCAAUGUGAAAACUAUAAAAAGGUGCCAACAUAGUGUCAAGGAGCAGCUUUCUGUUUUGUUGUUUUUAUAUUCAGUACUAAAAGUACAUAUGGAGGGGGGGGGGUUCUCAAUUGUUUUGUUUUUUGUUUGUUUUUUAGUAACUGAGAAAAUAGAUCAAAUGUGAUGAGUACUGAAAGCAAUAUACGUAGUAGCAUGUCGUCUUGUCUUGUCCUUUUAAUUCUGUCUGUGUAGGAGCUUUGGAUUUAUCUAGAUGUUGAGUAGAUUUGCAUAUACAAUUUUUUUAAGUUGUGAAGAUGCUGCUAUUGAAUAAGUGAUGUACUAAAAUUUAAGGUUACAAAACAUAUCUGGUCAGUCAUUUAGCAGGAUGUGGUAGUUGUAAGAGGUGUUACUAAAUGCUGAAUUGAUAAUGAAAUAAUUGCUUUAUCAAUGGAUUAAAUAAACAUGUGCCAAAAUAGAUCUUUACGGAUUUAAAUGUGAUUUAAACAACAUUAGAUAAGAGCAGACAUACUUUUGUAAUUUAAAAUAAGAAAAAAAAUGUGAAAAGUGCCAAACAAGCCACAGUUAACAUAUAACGUGACUAGAUAAGAAAAAAAUAGACAUUAGCACUAUAAGGUUUAGAGUUUUUUGCCCACUUAAACUAACUAGUACUUGUAAAAAAGAAGGGUGGGAAUGAUUUCAUAGGCCAAACAAAUGCAGGGUGCCAUGUGGCCAUUAGCACACACCCCUGGGGCUAAAAGACUGCCGAGUUAGCUUAGCAUGGUUCAAGUUUUAUAAGUUAUCAGCAUUCUUAAGUCAGCCUUUUAUAGUUCUGAAAAUGUAUUUUGUGAAGAUAGAUUGUUAUCUUUUUUGCACGUCGAUAUUGCAUGAUACCAAGUGAAGCGUGGAUAAAAAUAAAAAAAGUGAAGACAAAAUAUCUUACAAAAAAAAAAAUCAAUUAGGCAAUGUGCAUUCAUUUUGAGGACAAAACUUUGCAUGGCAACAACAGUUUGAGCUAUCAAAUGAGCUUUUUCACACUUUUACUUUAUUUUUGGCUUUGCUAAGACAAAGCUGGAGUUUUUGUUGUCCAUGAAAACUAGGCCACAGAAACCAAAACCAUUCAUGGUCACGGUCACAUUCAGCGUCAUAACUAUAGCACUCAUUUUGUGUAGACUUAUCAAUGUUUUGUGAUUAUUUAUAAGAAAAACAAUGGGAAAAGUUGGGAAUGGAGGGUUUAUUUAGCGACAUUAACAUGGCCGUGAAUGUGUUCACCACUACAUAAGUUUGCAUAUCACUCUUUCGAUCAUGAUUUCAGGGCUUUUGUUUGCUGUGUCAGUACUAACAUCAUUAGGCUUCUGUUCUUUAGCUUGUUCUGCCAUCACUGCACAUUAAGCUUGACCCAUUCUUGCGAUAAUAUGCACUUUAUUCUUAUACUCAUACGCUUCACGCCACCCCAGAUAAGAACAGCCCUGUUUUCCAAAAGACAGCAAAUGCAGUGACACCGCUAAACUGCUUGAAUCCUUUACCUCAGACCUCCAUGAAUAAAGGAAAUGGGCGGUACUUCCUGAUGACGUCAUAAUGCAAUGAUGCGGCACUACUGUUUGCAUGAGAAAGGAUUGGCCAGAUGUUCGAAGCUGACCAAAAAAUGGCAGAAUAGUUUUUACAGAAAUUGAAAUGUUAUUUUGACAGUGUUUUUUAUUAUUACUAUUAAUGAUAAGAAGUGCCAAAAAGGGCAUGUUGUUGUUUUUUUCCACUCUCUCUAUUUUAAGGCCAUGCCGAGACUUCAAUAUCAAAAUUGCACUGUGCUUAGUCAUGGUUGCUGUGUUUUUUUGUGCUUAGAGGAGAUGGCGCAGUUGUGUUUUUGUGCACGCGUCUAGUAGUUUCUCACACGGUCAAGUUGAGAUGAAUGCAAACUUAUGGUUUAGCUGAUGUCGAGAGGGUCAUUGCUUUUAUGUGGGCGCACAGCUAGAGCUCAUCGCUCUUCCCAAACCCCACACGGCCCCAGAUCAACCCCACCCCGGCUCCCCCACGCCAUCAGAAGAUGACAACCCGGGGUCACUCUUGAGCUCGUAACCAUUAUAGCACCAGCAAUGUUAGAAUACAUUUGUCAUAUCACUGUUCUGUUCUCUUUUUUAUUUUCCUGUUUUUAUUUGUACGACACUCUCUAACCUAGACCAAGUAUAACAAAAAUGUCAUUCAUAUGUAUCCUGUUUACUCUCCCUUUUUCUCCCUUUUGCACUUUCACUGCUCCCCUUUUUUCCAACCACUCCCCACUCUUCUGCCGACCUCCCCCUCACACCCUCCCAGACUUUCUCCUGAGUGCCAAACAAAAACAGUACCAUUCCAAACUUUUUGAGUUCUCUUGUAUGUUGGACAUCCAUUGGACGCACCCAUGAAGCCAGCAUGUUUCUCCAUAACAUGAUGUCAGUCAUGACGCCUCAACAUUACCCAAAAAGCGAGCAGUAAAAGCAAGACCUGGAUUAACAUGGUAAAAACACGGCUGGCUGCCUCUCAUAAACUGCUUUUCCUAAUUCUGUCAUCUCUUCAACCUCCAGGACAUCACUGAUUGUGUGCCAUAAUGUUGGGGGCACUGUCACUCUCCUCACCCCUGAGUCUCUCCAUUUGAUUUUCUCAAUGGAAAACAUUACGCGCAAGCAAAGAAAAACACAAUCCAUUUUAAUGGCAGGUUUCUUUUUGUUCCUUUAGCAUAAAACAUGCUUUAAAAAGCUGAGGAGUGUGUAAACAUCAGCCGUGCAGCCAUCUUCUGUCUUCUGAACUUUGAACUUCUCACCCCUCAUGAACUUUAUUGACCUUCUUCCUCCCCUUCUAUGUUCAUCAACUGUUUGGACUUAAAAUCUCCAUUCCAUCUCCAAUUCUUUUUGAGACUGUGCAAUUCUAGAUGAGAUGAUUGGAUUUAUUUCCUUUUUUAAGUCAUCAUUGGGGACGAAAAAUAAUAAUAAAAGUGACACACAAAAAAGAAAAAAAAAUCAAUAAGAUCCAAACUGUUUCCUCCACAAUUUCAUUAUUUUUCUCUCACUGUAAAUAUCUGUCAAAUUUGGUUAAACUGUAACCAGAAACGUGUUCAACGUAAUGGGGCUGGCAGCAUAAAAUCGCUUAUGUGGGGUGCUCUUAUGAGCCGCCGAUAGAAAGUUGAAUUAAACUAAACUAAAGCAGCUCUAAGAAAGAAUGAUUUGCUACUUGAUUAACAACUGAACAUGGUUAUAGAUAUUCAUCUGAAAAUGGUUAUAGAGCCACAUUCGCAGCACUGAGACCAUCAGGUGGUCAAAAUAUCGAUCUGGCCCCUCCAAAUAAUGCAUAAUCACUACUAACCACUAAGGUAGACUAAGAUUAGUGUAGGUUUCAUACUUAAAUUGAUGCUAGUUGCUAUCUCAUUGUACAUAUCAGACGUGUCGAGUCUAAAUUGUGAUACGUGUUGAUUAGGUGUCUUGACCAUUGCAACAUCUGUUCACAAGACAAAAUUUUUCUCUGUAAUGCCGUAUUAUCAUUUUCAUGCGUCUCAACCAUGCUUGAGCUCCACAUCUAAUGUUUCUAUGCUGCCAGCUUUGUUUUCUGAUAACCCUUCAUGAGCUUAUUUAUUUUCAAACUACUAUACACUAUUAAUAAAUGGCAUCACGAAACUAGGCAAAAGGGAAUGACUGGAAAGAUGAAUUACUGUUUUGUUUUUAGUAUUUUAGUGGUUUCUUUUAACAUCAUCCAUUAACUGACUUAAAAAAAGUAUUAAAUAUUUAAUGUAACUGUAGGAUUGUGUUGUACAAAAAAUAGUGAGUUGUGUUUCUUGACUUGUGGAUUACCAGUGAAGUCAGCAGUUUAGUGCUAAUAUCUAUUAAGUCGUUCCUUUUUCUUUGACCCUUUUUCUUUUUUAUUUAAGGGUUAUUAUUUUCCGACAGCAACAGCAGUCAUUAUAAAUGUUCAUUUUACCAUCACCUGUCUUCUGUUGUCUUAUUCUUCACCUCCCACUACACUCAGUUUCAUCAAAUAACACAUUGCAAGUUCGUGCCUGAAACCAUGUGCUCGGUCUUGGGGGAGGGGCCAUGCUGCGUGAAAGAUGCAAAUGAAUGAAUGAAUGAAUGAAUGCAACUGCUUGUGGAAGGCUUGGCCAGGUGGGUGUUAUGUCUUUUGUCCACCUAUAGCUGAAAUCUGUUGGGUUUCCAUUUACCAAUGGAACCUGCUGAUGUUAAAGCUCAAUCCCAUCAUGUAAGCCUAGUUGAUUUUGAUCGUCCAUAACUCCCCCUCCUCCGUUUGCCAACCACCUUCCACCACUUAUUGUACCCUCCCCCCUCUUACGAGCCAUUCCCUCGCCACGCACCUCCCACGCCAUGUGAUGUUCUCCAUCGAUAACAUACUACUCGACCAGACCCACAUUAACUGUGUUCUCAUGCCUGCAAAGGAGGCGGUUGCCAGUCAACCCACCCUCCACUCAUGAUCCGCCACCAUCCCUUACCAGGCCCUAAUUAUGAAAUUAUAAAAAAGUGAUUCUCAGGGUGUUUACGUAAUCUACCUUACUCUGUGAACUCACAGAACCACAACCCAGCUCUCCCUCAAGUUAUUUAAGGAGCCCAAAGACAAUUUAUCAUGUAUAAUUGCUUAUCAAGUCUUCUUCUUCUUCUUACAAAAACCAAAAAAAAAAAAAAAAAAAACAUCAACAGAAUGAUAUGCACCCGAUUAAAAGAGCAAGCAAAAUGCUGAAAUGUUUACAACUUAAUGAGACCAAUGCUGUUGACAGAAUGUGUAGGAGUUCAAAGACAGUUCUUUAAUAAUUACAUCACUUCAAAGUGACUUCAUUUUAAAUGGUCAUUUCUAUGUGACAUGGAGUUAUGUGUUAACUGAGGCAUUGCAUGUUCCUCUUUUUAGCAAAGACUUGUCAGAAUGGCUGGUACAGUGUAAAGUCAGAGCUACAUUUAGUUGCUAAUAAUAAACUACAUUGAUGUCAGUGUUCAUCUCACAAAUCUUGGAGAAAGGUCCGAAAAGGAAAAAAACUAACAAACAAACAAACAUGUAAUUGCGUUACUGUAUAGAAUUUGUUCAUAUUUGUAUAUGGUGACAGUGAAAAUAAAGGAUGUACUGGAAGUAUCAGGGACACGUGGGUAGAGUUUGAAGGGCCACUUACAACACCGGCUGUAAAGCUCAGUCAUGAGGUAAGUUACAUGAGGAGGGAAAAGUAUCAAUUUUGUUUUUAUAUUUAACGAUUUUAUCUUUAUUUAAUAUAUGAAUAUAAAAUCCAUUACAUGGAUGUUUUAAUGGAACUGGCAUCUACAUGCUAGAGUUUAAUUGUUUAAAUAAAGCUAGUAAGAAAAACACAUGCAUAGUGCAACAGUGAAAUAAGUCUGAAAAAAUCAUAUUUGUAUGUGUCUUGAGUGUGACUGAUAAUUUCACAUUUCCACUGGUCGUUUUUGCUCUUAAUGCAUGGGGUUUCAGGAUGAAGCCAGUUCAAGAUGACCUCAAAAACAUGAUAAAGUCUCUUUUUCAUUGUCAUUUACCCACUUAUUCUGUGCACUAAUUCAUCCAACCUGCAAAAACCACCUUCACCUUCCCAACAUGUCUCCAAAGCCAACACCAGCUAAAAGCUCCAUGGAAAUCCCAGUAUAGCCAUCGCUCAGAGAAGUUGACCGGGCUUCAUGUUGGCUUCCAGCACAUUGAUCUGUGAUGGAGACCCCAGGGAAAUUAACAUUCACCGCAUGAUUUAAAACCUGUCUCACCAAACCAACCAUAAACUAAAGAAGUAUCUCCAGUGUUCAGACAAAGUGGCUCAAUUUAAUUAUUUUUUCAGUGAUUGUCUUUGAAACACAGUGUUCAAUUCUAAUAUAAUUUUUUACAACAAUUUGGUGAACGUUGAGGGAUUUAAAAGGCAGCCUCUAGAUAUCUCUGGUAAAAAUCUAAUGUAGGAAUGUUUCCGUCAUGUAUUAGUAGUGAUUUCACACUCUAGCCACAAUCCUGUGAUAUCUAUAUCUGCUCUGAGCUCCUUUUUAAACAUGGAAACUGUCGUGAUGAAUAAUUAGGUCUUUCAAGUGGAAUCACUCUCUCUGUCUCCACUGGGAAUGUUGAGCUGGUGUAGCCGAAGCUCCAUCAUUUCAAAUGUAUCCAAUCUCGCUAAUUGUGCACCUUCAUCAGCCCUAGGCCAUGACUGAUAUUCCCCGCUCCAGCUUGGUUGCUUCCCCUCACCUCAAACCCAACAGGAUUUUUCUCGUUUCUGCCCAGCUGUUCCAGAAAGCAAGCCUAACCUCCUCUCCAUGGAGGGGGCAUAAAAGGAGUAAGAGAGGGAGCAAGAAGCAGACAAGAAUAUGCUCUCAGCCCUCAUAAAUCCCUUGAGUUGGAAAGCAGACCUGUGGAACAUGUGCAAAGAUCUCCAGUCCUUAGUCCAGCACUUUUCAAGGGAGAAUGUGCAGUACACUGUCCUAAGAUUGCGUUGGCCAAUCUAAGCUGUUUUUAUUAAGAAAGACUGUCUUUGCAAUUUACCUUGAUUACAGUAUGUUCAUUCCUGCUAUCUGUUGCUCCUUUUUAAGUCAGAUUAGUUACAGUGGAUCUAAAAAAGUAUUUGGACAUUUAAAAUGUAUGAAUUUCAUUAGAUUAGUUUUAUAUAUAUAUAUAUAUAUAUAUAUAUAUAUAUAUAUAUAUAUAUAUAUAUAUAUAUAUAUAUAUUUACAUUAGAUAUACACUAUUAUAAAAUAGUAAAAAUAUUGUUUAGCUUGGUUUAUAUUAUACAUUUUCAUUAAUUUCAACUGGGUUAGCACUUUUUUAGGGGCCACUGUACACUGGUUUAUAGAUUUGUAUGUAAAAUUACUAAAGUACUUCCUUUCUACAGAUGCAUUGUUAUAAAUUGCAAUAAUGUGCAGAAAUUAUACAAGAAAUAAUUUGAGGCCUGAAAAAAAAAAAAUGACAGAACAUCUGUCACUACAAAUGUGUUUAAGUAAAUCAUUUUGGUUUACGGUGUGAGCAACAGCUUUCUGGCUGCAGACAGGCCUCAGGAAUGCAUGAGCCGCAAGUUAUAAACGGACAGUGCUGAAGUGAACAGCAUGAAUUCAGCAUGAAAUCUGUACUUUUAAUAGGUCUGACUCUUUAAAAACAUCUAGCAUACAGAAUCAGUCAGUGCGGCGCAGUCUAAUCGAUUUAAAGCUGGUGCGCCUCGGAUACAUGAAGGUUUGUGCUGAUACAGAGAGUAGCUGUCACAUCAAAACAAGGUGAAAUCUGGCCCACAGGAAGACUAUAAACCAAAAGUCAGCAAUUGAGUCGCAGUAGAAAAUCCCUUUGUCCUCAUUUCUCCCCAGAUUACUUUGUGUACAUGUGAAUAUAUCAACCGAAUAUACAAUACAUGCUCCCAUAUUGUAAAGUCAGUGACCAAUGCUUUGUUUUCAAUGUACAAAUCUGACCAUAAACUGUUGUUAAGACCAAUCCAAAUCAGUUGGUGGUCCAUUAUAAUCAGCAAUAAUGUUCAAAACUUUAUAAGCUACCUUUUUAAGGCUUUAAUAUAUUUGUUUGAAUGUGGCAACAUGCAUACACUGUAUUUUGACAAAAGUAUUUAUUACAAAAGAGACAAAAACUAUUGAUAAAUCAUUCUAAUUAAUGUAAAUUUAUAAGAAAUAUUUUUCUCAGUUACUUGAUUGUGUUUAAAAAGUGCAAUUUAAAAAGCGACUACUACGCUGUAGCAAGAAAAUGCUUUCUCUUUACUGUGAAAGAAAACCGCAGGCUUCCAAGAAGACCUCAUCCUUUGGCCAUAAAAGGCCAGAUUUAAACUCUAUAUUGUAAUUUAAUUGUGCUCCCCUUUUUCUUUAUUUAAAGAGUUUAACAUUUGGGGAUGCCUGUUCCAUCUCACUCAGUUCAAACUGGUUUCAUCGGUCAACACAAAAACCACUGAAAAUGAUUGUAAUAGUUUUGUAUGGCUUCAUUGGUUCUUUCUGUUGUAAUAUUUCUAACAAAUGAAGCUGAUAAAUUAUCCUAGAGUUUGUUCGUCAUAUAAAGAAUAACUUUUAACAUCAGUGUUUUAUGAGUAUAUGUAUAUAAGAUAAAUAUAUAAAUGAAGAAAGAUGCAAUGCAAAGCUGUGAUUUUAAAGCACUGUAGCGUGUACAGUGAUUUGUUUUUAUCAAUUCUAUGGUACUUAUGAUAUGUUCUGCAUUUCUGCAGUUGCUGUUUCUUUUCUUUUUGUUCAUGAGCAUAUGCUUUAAUAAAUAUGUUUUUUACAGUA
This is a messenger RNA of Carassius gibelio (silver crucian carp), 13340 nucleotides long. RefSeq names its product RNA-binding protein Nova-1-like. The record is from RefSeq and is a predicted model, not a curated record. Gene Ontology annotation, molecular function: mRNA binding. Gene Ontology annotation, biological process: mRNA splicing, via spliceosome; regulation of alternative mRNA splicing, via spliceosome. The coding region runs from base 511 to 2064 and encodes 517 amino acids. Gene Ontology annotation, cellular component: cytoplasm; nucleus. The transcript is spliced from 5 exons. Lineage: Eukaryota; Metazoa; Chordata; Actinopteri; Cypriniformes; Cyprinidae.